Messenger RNA from Onthophagus taurus, 752 nucleotides. Its product is annotated as RYamide neuropeptides. NCBI's taxonomy places the organism in Eukaryota, Metazoa, Arthropoda, Insecta, Coleoptera, Scarabaeidae. The record is from RefSeq and is a predicted model, not a curated record.
GUGUGCGUUUCACCAUCGAGCACUACCAUUUGAAGAUCUUUUCAAUACACAACUUAUUUAAGUCGGAUUAUCCGGAGAAUAUAUUGUUACAAAUGAAUACCAGCAAAUUAAUCAUAUUAUCAGCCUACUUAGUGGUGGCUGUGUUCGCUAUAUCGGAAGAGCAAGAGUCCUAUACAUAUCAAAAACGAGGACCAGCAGAAUUUAGUUUGGGUCCAAGAUAUGGAAGAGCCAAAGUAGACGUUCCCGUACAAAGAAGCGGCAAAUUACAGCACAGAAGCAACCAAUUCUAUUUGGGACCCAGAUAUGGUAAACGAUCCAGCGACCCACAGGCCAUCAUGAGCGUAUUCCCACAAUCUCAACAUCGUCAACCGCCCUGUUUCAACGAUAACGACUUCGCGUGUGACUACACAGGAGUAUCCAAUUUGUACCGUUGUAUUGAAAGGAAUGAUGGCCCAAUAGACGACAUAAUAUCAUCCACAUCGUAAACAUCUCUAUUAAGACCACCACCACUACUAAACAUGUGAUUCGAGGAAUUCUGUUUCAUCUAUCUCUUCAAAUUGACAAAAUCCUGUUAACAACGACCCGUUUAUGGGCUGGAUACGGAUCGUUGUUAACCGAAAAAUCCUCUCCUAUCGUUUCCUUAUAACAUAUAUACAAAACUAUACCUACCCACUAUACAUAACGUACACUAAGUCAAUGUGUUACAGUGCAAUAAGAAAUUUACGUAUGUUUCAAUAAAUGUUCGUAUUGAA